This is a messenger RNA of Stereum hirsutum FP-91666 SS1, 1323 nucleotides long. RefSeq lists its product as uncharacterized. The coding region runs from base 1 to 1323 and encodes 440 amino acids. The record is from RefSeq and is a predicted model, not a curated record. The transcript is spliced from 3 exons. Lineage: Eukaryota; Fungi; Basidiomycota; Agaricomycetes; Russulales; Stereaceae.
AUGGGCAACUCGCCUUCAAGAUAUCCUGUUGGCUAUCUCAACCCAACGCCUGGUGCAGGUGGCUACACUCCAUAUCCUUUCCCACAACCGCAAGUAGAGAAGAAAUCGAAGGGAUGGGGUUUGUUCAAGAGCGAGAAGAGGAGGAGGCAAGAGGCACUUGAUUUGGCCAGGCAAUAUAUGCAAUACACAAUGCCCGCUGUGGUUCAAUACCCCGCCACAUACUAUUAUCCUCAAGCCGACCAAAAUGCUCAGUCUGUCUACCCCCAAACCCUCCUCGCCCAAUCCCAACCAUCGAGCGCCGCGCAACAACCCGUCAUCCCCACUGUACUUCCAGACCCGAAUGCUCAAAUGCAAUCCAUGCCCAACCCGAUACCCUUUCCUCAACAGCAACAACAACCGCAAAUGAGUCAGAAUGGACCCGUCAUACCUGAUCUCGGCGACUUCGACCUCGGCCGUGAUCGUGACCAUGACCAUCGUCAGCGAUACCGUUCGUCGAUAACAUCCGACUCGGACUCAGACGAUUCAUAUACCGACUCCUACUCGCCGACGGAGAGUUCUCCGUCGACUACGACGUAUGAGCGAAGGAGACGAAGACGGCGGCGUAGAGAACGUGAACGUGAGAGAGACAGGGACAGGGACAGGGACAGAGGUCGAUACCGGUCGCAUCGCUCCCACAGAACAAGCACCCGCCCUCAUCUAUCUUCGCAGACCGCACAUUCAUCGCGCCACAGACAUACGGUCAAUCCCCUACCUCCGCCACCGAAAGACAUCCUCGCCACGACACCCUAUCGAGCCCUUCUACCAGAACUACCAUCGAACCGCGGCGAGUACUGGCGCUCCUUCCCGGCCUCCAUCGAUCCCUACUCUCACUCCCAUCCUCUACACGACCAAGGAACUCUUGGAACCUACGCCGAAGCUCGGGAACGAGAAUUUGAACGGCAGGAACGUGAACGCGAGCGUGAGCAGCGAAAAAAUGGCAGGGGUGGCGGGUUUUUCAGCGCGCUGAGAAGGAGAAGGAGGAGAGAUAACGACGCCCAGGAGACGUUGGCGCAAGCCGCGACGAUGAUGGCACAGCAGUUUGUUCCACUUGGUGGCGUGCCACAGCCGACAAGGAUGGGUAUGGGAAUGCCAAUUCCUGAACAUCAUCCCCCCGCCCCGGACGGCGGACUCGAUCCUUCUAUGUCGAGUAAUCAGAUGCCACCAGGUGGAUUCGUCGCUCCUCCCGAAGCGACAUGGACCACGGGGAUGGACCUAUGCGUAUGCCGUCUCCCCGACCUGGAGGAAGCGCAGAAGGACCCCCCGUCAUCCCUCCUGUCGGAAUGA